Ilex paraguariensis (yerba mate) is the source of this 2517-nucleotide messenger RNA. NCBI's taxonomy places the organism in Eukaryota, Viridiplantae, Streptophyta, Magnoliopsida, Aquifoliales, Aquifoliaceae. The record is from the annotation of a GenBank genome assembly.
CUUCUUUAUAAGCUCUGAACAAAGUCCUCAAAAAGUGUCAGACAGCCGCAACCAAAACCAAACACACCUUCACCACCGCUUUAAUCAGCCAAUGUCGCCGGAAAUACAGGCUGUGCCACCACCACUAUCCGACUGAUCGCUACCACCACCUCCACCGCCACCAACACUCUCUUCUUCAAUAAUGUCACUCUCCAAACAAAACCAAGCGGCCUCAACUCGGGACCUUAAGCACCGAGUCCUCACGUGCCUCCACAAGCUCUCCGACCGUGACACCCACUCCUCCGCCGCCGUGGAACUCGAAUCCAUCGCCAAGACUCUCUCUUCCGCCACCAUCCCGCCCUUCGUCUCCGCCGUCUCCGCCACCGACUCCGCCGACAAAUCUCCCGUCCGCAAACAAUGCCUCCGCCUCAUCUCCCUCCUCUCCGAAUCCCAUGGCGAUUCCAUCUCUCCAUUCCUCCCCAAACUCAUCUCCUCCAUCAUCCGCCGCCUCCGCGACCCCGACUCCGCCGUCCGUUCCGCCUGCAUUUCCGCCACCGCCUCUCUCUCCUCACACUUGGCCAGACCUCCUUUUUCCUCAAUCAUGAAGCCAUUUUUCGAAGCUUUAGUCACUGAACAAGACUUAAAUGCUCAGAUCGGUGCGGCACUGUGUUUGGCGAAGGCAAUUGAGAUGUCUGAUGAUCCAGAGCCAAUGCAAUUGAGAAAGUUAGUGCCGAGGAUGGAGAAGUUGCUGAGGAGUGAGAGUUUUAGGGCGAAAUCGGCGCUGUUGACGCUGAUCGGGAGUGUAAUUGAGGCUGGCGGAGCCAGGAAUGUGAAUUUGGUGAGAAAUCUAGUGUCGUGUUUAGUCGAGUUCCUGAGCAGUGACGAUUGGGCGGCGAGGAAGGCCGCUGCGGAGGCGUUAAUCAAACUGGGUAUGGUCGAGAGGGAUGCUUUGUCGGAGUUUAAGGCUUCGUGUAUGAAGACCUUUGAGGCCAAGAGAUUUGACAAGGUGAAGGUUGUGAGGGAAACAAUGAAUCAAAUGAUGGAGGUUUGGAAGGAGAUUCCUGAUUUAUCCGGUGAGGUCUCGUCGCCUCCUAAAUCACAAUCUUGUUCUAAAGGGACAGAGGAUGGUAGUGACGUGCCCUAUGGAGCUCCUCAAUUGAAGAGAAAACCUGUACUUGCUGACAGAUCACCUUUCCCUGAUGGUUCUGCUGCUACAGCCAGGAGGAGAAGUCUAUUGGAUAGUAAUGGCAAGAAAACAGGUCCAGCAUUGUUCCGAAAACUAGACCGUAAGAAGCCUAGCGAUUGGAAAGUUGAAAUUGCUGCUCCAAAUGUUACUUCAAGGGCAGUGGUUGGUGAAGUUGAUCCUGGUUGUGGAGAAAAAACAUUCGAGAAAGGGGAUAAGGAGGGAAAUAGAUCUACAAAGCAAGAAACGAGGCGUACCCUUUUCAGUAAGGACUCCGAUGGAAGAAUGCACAAGUUUGGUGGAUUUAAGGCUGGAUCUCGCGUUGUUCCGUGUAAUGAUGAGAGGUCGGAAUCUACUGUUGUCACAAGUAAUGUGCCUGAGGACAUCAGUAGAAACCACAAAGAGUGUGAGGAUUUAUCUUUGAUCCGUGGGCAGCUUGUUCAAAUUGAAACUCAGCAGUCCAAUUUGUUAGAUCUCCUCCAGGGAUUCAUUGGGAGCUCACAGAACGGAAUGCGUUCCUUGGAGAAACGUGUUCAUGGUCUAGAGCUUGCAUUGGAUGAGAUCUCAUAUGACUUGGCUGUGUCAACUGGAAGGAUGUCAAAUCCUGACUCUGCAGCUAUUUGUUGCAAGCUACCUGGUGCAGAAUUUUUGAGCUCUAAGCUCUUUGGGAGAACAGAAGGUCGAUUUUCAACUUCCCGGUUUUCUUUCAGUGGUACACCAUCAGUGGCUGCCAUGCGCAACACAGUCGGUAGCCAUGGCAAUACUGAGACAUUUAAGCCAGAGAAUAGGAGGUUUUGGCGGGGUGGUGGUGGUGGGUUUGUUGUGAACCCAUUGGCUGAGAUGAACAGUGAAUCCCAAGAAAUUUCAGUGAUUUCCUCCAAAAGGGUCUCAAAUAAUGUCUAUCCUGGCGUCUAACAUGCCAUUGGACAUCAUCUGCCAGAGUUACCCGCAGAUGAGCUGUUACAUCAGAUACAUAUUGGAGGUGUAAUACUCAUAUUAUUAGCUGAGAAGCGAAGCUAUGGAUUGGAGUUCUUGCCAUACUACAUACGAAAAAAAAAAUUGAGUUUUACAGGUAGUUUGAACCAGCCAGGUCACAACCCAUAUACGGCAAGUGCUGGCUAAUCAACAUCCUGGGUGAGAAUAUUAAUCCGGCUAAGCAAAAUGUAGAGAUCUGCAAGCAAAUGGACAAAUUUUAAAGUGUUCAUUUUGACAGAUCAUUCAACACAAUUUUUUAUUCAUCUGCCCUUCUUUUAAAAUAUGUAUCCCACAGUUUUUUUAUUCAUCGACACUUCUCGGUUUAUAUAAACAAAACACAAAUACGAUAUAAUUUUUAAAUAAUAUAAUCUAAAUAUGAG